This is a messenger RNA of Cryphonectria parasitica EP155, 1127 nucleotides long. RefSeq names its product NAD(P)-binding protein. Gene Ontology annotation, biological process: S-adenosylmethionine biosynthetic process. The transcript has 4 exons. Gene Ontology annotation, molecular function: methionine adenosyltransferase regulator activity. The record is from RefSeq and is a predicted model, not a curated record. Lineage: Eukaryota; Fungi; Ascomycota; Sordariomycetes; Diaporthales; Cryphonectriaceae. Gene Ontology annotation, cellular component: methionine adenosyltransferase complex. The coding region runs from base 1 to 960 and encodes 319 amino acids.
AUGGCAGCCAACAAAGUAGCUUUGGUGACGGGUGCCACAGGCCUCCUGGGGCGUCAGGUCCUCAAGGCCUUUGCGCGGAGAGAUUGGACGGCCAAGGGCACCGGUCAUUCCAGGGCAGAUGGCACUGACGUGCUCAAGGUCGAUCUGGCGUCUAGUCCAGACGUUUCCAAAGCCCUUGACUCUGUCAAACCACAGGUUGUAGUGCAUUGUGCCGCCAACCGUUUUCCCGACAAGGUGGACAAGGACCCUGAGGGGACCCGGAAGCUGAACGUGGAGGCCACUGGGGAGCUCAGCAGGCUUUGUGCUGAGCGCAACGCUUUGCUCAUCUAUAUUUCUACCGACUACGUAUUCUCAGGCAAGACUGGUGAAGCGCCCUAUGAGUCAGAUGCACCUACUGGCCCCACCAAUCUUUAUGGCCAGACCAAACUAGAUGGCGAACACGCAGUUCUGGCGGCCUACAAGGCUGCUGGCAAGGACGGUCUGGGUGUUGUACUCCGUGUCCCUGUUCUGUAUGGCGAUGCUGAGAUGCCAUCCGAGAGCGCUGUGAAUGUGCUCAUGGACGUCCUCUGGAAGUCUCAGAGCGGCGAGAAGAUUAAGAUGGAGCACUGGGCUCUGAGAUACCCCACCAACACGGAGGAUGUGGGCAGAGUCUGUCAUGAUGUGGCCGUCAAGUACCUGGCCGCUGAUGAAACGGCGCGAUCUAAAAUGCCCAAGAUCCUGCAAUUCUCGAGUGAGGACAAAUUCACCAAAUAUGAGAUCUGCCAGCUCUUUGGCGAGAUAAUGGGUCUCAGCAUUGAGAACAUCGAACCAAACACAGAGGGAAAUGACCCAAAUGCGGCUGUGCAGAGGCCGUACGACUGCCACUUGAGCACCAAGGCAUUAAGAGAUCUGGACAUCGACAUCUCCACUCAGGAUUUCACUGGUUGGUGGAGACGUGAGGUACGAGCUUUCAGGAAGUAAAGAUACUGGACUUCAGAAGCUGGAGGAGGCAUAAACAAAGCAGCCUGAUACUAUGACGGAUGCCGAGGGGGCUCGCCAUUCACAAGUCCGACAAGGGAGAGGACGAUUGUACCCAGCCAGUGCCAGCUUUUUGAGAUGAUGUCUCAAUACCACGGCUCAAUCGCCUA